This is a messenger RNA of Frankliniella occidentalis (western flower thrips), 2463 nucleotides long. Its product is annotated as coiled-coil domain-containing protein 170. The record is from RefSeq and is a predicted model, not a curated record. NCBI's taxonomy places the organism in Eukaryota, Metazoa, Arthropoda, Insecta, Thysanoptera, Thripidae. The transcript is spliced from 11 exons. Bases 34 to 2247 code for a protein of 737 amino acids.
UUGCAGACCCCGGACCGCCUGACCGAGGACGCCAUGGCGCACGACGUGGCCACCACGCUGCGCAGCGAGCUGGCCGCCCUGCAGUACAAGCGGGACCGGCUGCUGGCCGAGCUGCAAGACAUGAAGGGGCAGCUGCGGUGCCGCGAGCAGCGCGCCCUGGAGCUGCAGGUGGAGUCGGACCAGCUGCGCGAGCAGGCGGCGCGGCAGAGCUCCGUGAUCGCCUCGCUGCGGAAGCGCGUGCAGGAGCUGGAGGAGCGCGAGCGCUCGGCGUCCUGCUCGCUGGGCCGGUCCGAGCUGGCCGUGCAGACGCUGCAGCGCGAGUCGCGCCAGGCGUCGGAACGCGUGUCGGAACUCGAGGCCAAGCUGCGCCGCCUGGAGCUCGAGUGCCACGAGGAGGAGGGCCUCAAGGACGCGGCCAGGACCGCGCUGUCCGACCUGGUGCGCCGCCUGGCCACCGCCCUGGGCGCCGAGCUGGUGGACGCCAGCCCCGAGGUGCUGCUCGUGCGGGCGGCCGAGCUGGUGCAGGAGGCGGGCCGCCUGCGCACUCGCGCCGGCAACAUGUGCGAGUCGCUGCAGAGCGCCGAGCAGGAGCUGCGCAACUGCAGGGAGGCGCUGCAGCGGCAGCAGGCCGCGCACAUGUGCGAGAUGGACCGGGUCAAGCAGGACAAGGAGGCCGUGGAGAUGGCGCACCGCUGCACGGAGCGCGAGCUGUCCGAGGUCCGGGAAAAGCUGGCCGUCACCAGCCGGUCGCUGGGCGCGUGCACCACCAGCUGCGCGCAACAAGAGUCAGCGAUCUGCUCUCUGAGAGAGGAGGUGAAGAUCCGGGAGGAGAAGUGGAUGCGUCUGCAGAACGAGCUGCGCCACCUGCUUGAGUCCCUCGCCAUCAUGGUCAGCUCUCCCAGCCGCUUCGUCGAGUCCACCGAGGGGUGCAUCAAGGAGCGCAUCCGAGAGAUCCUCUCAGACAACAAGGAUCUCGUGGUGCAAAUGGACACGCUGCGGGACAAGGCCUGCGGACUGCAGCAACAGCUCGGCCGGCAGUCGGAGAUCGCAGAGUCAGCGUCGUGCCGCGCGCGCGUCCUGGAAGAGGACAAGGCCAUCCUGGAGUCCAGGCUGCACAAGGUGGAGAGCGACCUGACGGCGUGCGACGUGGCGCGGGAGGCCCUGCGCAGGGACAAGUGCACGUUCAUGGAGUUCCUGGACCGGCUGGGCCGAGCGCUCAACAUGGAGGAGGUGUCUAAGGACAUCGGCGUCGACAUGCACACCGAGGCGCUGUUGGUGCGCGCCGACCAGCUCGCCCGCCUGGAGAGCGACAAGAUGGUGGACAAGCUGCUGCUGAGCGGGAUGACCCUGCCCAGACUGCGGCGGCCGCGCUCGCCCAGGGAGCUCCCCGGCAAGGAAACGGCCGCGGUGUACCAGCUGCAGCGGCGCGUGCGCACCCUGCGGGAGCAGCUGCAGCGGCGCGACCUGCACCUCGACCUGCUCCGGCGCAAGCUGGCCCUGCAGGUGGACAGCUGCCGCGCUCGAGCCGUGGUCGAGUCGGAGCGCGACGAAAUCAGUCUCAGAGCCAAGAAGCUGCAAAAGAAGGUAGACUGCCUGCAGCUGCAGCUGGCCGAGGCGCGGACGCUCAACAGGGACCUCAAGGCGCAGCUGGCCGAUGCAGCCGACUGCAAGAUCACGGCUCUGGAGCGCGCGAGGAGGAUCGAGGAGCUGCAGAAGCGGCUGAUGGACGCCGAGGUGGUGCGGACCCAGUACAACAGGAAGGUCAACAUCCUCAAGGACCAAGUGCGAGCGACGGCGCAGUCGGCCAACCAGGAGAGGUCCCUGGGCGAGCACGCCGCGCACCUGCUGAGGGAGGACCUCACCUCGAGCAAGGCGGCGCUGUCGGAGGCGGCGCGCAAGGAGACGCAGCUGCUGAGCUUCCGCUCGUCCGUGUGCAAGCUCCUCGGCGUGGACCUGCCCGCCUCCGACUACGAGAUCCUGGCGCGGCUGCAGAAGCUGAUCGCCGCGCACCGCGACUUCACGCUCGUGUCGCGUCGCUGGGACCACAACGAGCCCCUGCCCCUGGCCGUGCCGUGCGCCGUGCCCUGUACGCCGCCGCCACCGGUCCGGCCGCUCUCCCCGCACCGGCCGCUGUCGGCGCGCUGCCUCCUCGCCGACGACCUCACCGCCGAACUCAACUCGGUGCUGGACGACAUCGACGACAUCAACGGCAUCUACAACAAGCGGCCGCACCGGCUGGCAUCCUGAAGAGCAAGAACCAGCCGGACCUGUCCAACGGAGCACAUUGUUCACCAGCAAACGACUGUCAUUUCGAGUGGGAGUUUUAUAAAUACUGUAUAGAUGUUAGAGUUCUUUUUGCUCCAGCGAGUUUUAUUACACAAGACCCAUUUAAUUUUCACAUUUAUCUAUAAUACUUGCAAAUCAACUGACAUUUACAGAAACAACGCCAAAUUCAAUUUCAAA